AUGGAAACUGGAGCCGACGCCCCACUUGUAACGGCACUUGAUGAUAAUUCUUUAGCCAAUAUCGAAGCAAAAACUUCAAAACCAGCGAAAAUAGCACCGGCCAAGAAAAGGAAAAAGAAGACCUUGACAAAAGCGCAGAAAGAAGAGCUAAAAUUGAAAAGGGAGGCCGAGUCUAAGAAGUUGGAGUUAACUCAAAAUUUACAACGGGAGCUCGAGUUAUACAUGCGAUCUGCAAGGAAAAGCAGAGAGGAUUGGGAGGAAAUAUGUAGGGAAAUCAAGAUAGGGGAACUGAAAUCUGAAGUGCUGGAGUGGGAGAAUAAAACGCAGCGGGUAAUGCAACAGAAGGAUGAGAAAAUACAAAACCUGCUUGCAGAUAUGGAGUCCACAAAAGAUAUGGCCAAACGAAAUUUCGAACGCCAUCUGCAGGUGCUGGAUUAUGCCACAAAUUGCUACAACACUCUGAUCGCAGUUUCUAAGCAGCUCUACGAAUCUGAGGCACAGCAAAUGAUCCAAGAAUUCCACGAAGAACUAAACUCUCGGAAAGAUAUCGAGGAUGGGUUUCGACUCAACUGUGAAAAUAUCAUGCAUGCCACCAAUUUCGUAGUGGAAAAUCAAAUGCUUUCGGACUAUAAUAUCUUCGUGGAGAAGCAGGAUAACGCGGUGAAUACUGAGAUCGAGAAACGCUUUCAAAUACGAGACAGCGUCAUCGCAAAAAUGAAAGCUCUCCACAAACAACUCAUCGACUUCAUUAGCUCGCUGGUGGAUACCUCAUUGGAUGCCAAAAAGUAUGAGCACAUCCACGGGCUGAUGCAACGGCAGCGUAAUUUCGUUACCGAGUCGCGAAAGAUGAACGACAUCGAAUUUCGUCUGACGCGCACCGCUGGCGAUUUGCAGCGCGAAUUGGUCCACAAUGAAGUAGAGGCGCAGAGACGAUUGGCCGACUUACGUCUCGAACGAGAGUACUUCAUGCAGGUGCGGAAAGGAAUCGAACAAAGUAUUCAUAACGACAGGCGCGAAACUUUCGAAAAAUUGCAAAUUUUCUCCGGCGAGUGUUAUGGCAUGCUGAAGGACUACCAAAAGCUAUUGAAAUAUGGCGAGCUGCUGCUUUCACUCACCGCCAGCUGCCGUAAGUUGCAAACAGAAUCGGAAAAAGUGGUGGCGCCCAAAGAUGAGGAUAAGCUGUCCGAGGAGGAAAUAGAGUUCAGCUUAAAAGCUCUGAACUUGGAAUCACAUGUGGACAUGUCCGAUGCGGAGCUUUUAAGGCAAAUGCAACUUAUGAAGAACUUUUGGCAUCGUACAGCUCUUGCCGAGGCUCAGAAUCUCAUUCUUGCCCAAGAGAAGCGUGAACUUUUGGAAGAGAAUCAAAAAUAUAUAGACUUCAUAAAGCUAAUGAGCAAGCGGGAAAAUAUUGAAGACAUGUUGAAAACCUUGACGGUGACACCUUUGUUGCCUUAUAAACCGGCUAAGUGCUUGCACAAACAAACCUGAACUUCUGUGUUUGCAAUGAGCUCUAA
Messenger RNA from Rhagoletis zephyria (snowberry fruit fly), 1514 nucleotides. RefSeq lists its product as uncharacterized. NCBI's taxonomy places the organism in Eukaryota, Metazoa, Arthropoda, Insecta, Diptera, Tephritidae. Gene Ontology annotation, biological process: axonemal dynein complex assembly; cilium-dependent cell motility; regulation of cilium movement. The record is from RefSeq and is a predicted model, not a curated record. Gene Ontology annotation, cellular component: axoneme; axonemal dynein complex.